AUGUCCUCUAGGUUAUGGUGGCUUUUGUUCCUGCUGGACCACCAAGUCUUUUUGGCACAAAACACCAACGAAGAAAAAAGAAAUGGAAUGAGAAAACAGAAGCCCAAACCAUUCCUCUCAAAUGCAGUAGAAAAGUAUCCCAGUCCAAGUGACCAAGAUGAAGACUGCAUUCUGGAAAUGGCUUUCCUUCUGGACAGUUCGGAGAGUGCAAAAAACUUCAAUCACGAACAACAGAAGAAGUUUAUCUUGGAGAUAGUGGACAGGAUGAAAGGGCUGCAGCUCAGCUCCGGACGUUCCCUCAGCUGGAGGACGGCCUUGCUGCAGUACAGCAGCACCGUCCUCAUAGAGCAAACCUUCAGAGAUUGGAAGGGCCCAGAUGCCUUUAAAUCCCGCAUCGCCCCCAUCACCUACAUCGGCCACGGCACCUACACCACUUACGCCAUCACCAACCUCACGCAGCUCUACAUGACCGAGGGGACUCACGGGAGCGUGAAAGUAGCUGUGCUCCUGACGGACGGAGUGGACCACCCGAGAAACCCAGAUAUUUUCUCAGCCACUGCCGAUGCUAAACACCAAGGCAUCGUGUUCUUCACAGUGGGGAUGACCAGAGUGGCCGAGGAGGUGGCCAAUGCCGCCAAGCUUCGGCUCCUGGCCAGUGUCCCGGCAUCCAGGUUUGUCUUCAAUCUGCAAGAGAAAGGAGUUGUGGAGAGAAUUCUCAAAGAAAUGAAAGAACUGGCAGAAGAAGGGUGUCCCCAGCCUCCAAUAUGUAACUGUGAAAAGGGAGAAAGGGGUCUUCCUGGCCCUGCUGGUAAAAAGGGUCGUCCUGGUGAUGAUGGAGCCCCUGGUCCAAAGGGCGUGAAGGGGGAGCCAGGCUUAAAUGGAAUUCCAGGAAGAGAUGGAACAGAGGGAAAGUCUGGAUACAAAGGAGAAAAGGGUGAAAGAGGCGAAUGUGGAACACCAGGAAUAAAAGGAGACAGAGGUCCAGAAGGCCCAGGUGGACCAAGAGGCCUCCGAGGUCUUCAGGGUUCCCAAGGACAGCCUGGAGACCAAGGACCUGAAGGAAUGCAAGGAUCAAAGGGUGAAAGAGGCCUGCCUGGCCCUGCUGGACUGACUGGAGAAACGGGAGUAGGGUUGCCUGGCCCCAAGGGUGACAUUGGUUUAACAGGAAGACCAGGCCCUGUUGGGCCACCAGGCGUUGGAGAACCAGGUUUACCGGGGCCUCAAGGACCACAAGGUAUUCAGGGAGAAAGGGGGUCUCCAGGAGAAGGGCUUCCAGGACCAAAGGGAGAUCGUGGCUUUGACGGCCCAAAGGGACCCCGGGGCCAACCAGGCAUUGGCAUAAAGGGUGAAAAGGGUGAAAUUGGUCCGCCUGGUUUGCCUGGGCCUCUUGGAUUACCUGGUGUUGGACUUCAAGGAGAGAAGGGAGUGGAAGGCCCCAAAGGACCACCAGGGCCAAGAGGGCCACCUGGACAGGGAUUGCCCGGACCAAAGGGUGAUCAAGGUUUACCGGGAGAAACUGGAGCUCCGGGAGAAAGAGGUCUUGGAGAACCUGGAGCAAAGGGGGAACCAGGUUCUUCAGGACUAGCAGGUCUACCUGGCCUGCCAGGAGAAGAUGGAGCACCAGGCCAAAAGGGAGAACCAGGAUUACCUGGCCCCCGUGGUCCAGAAGGUGCUCCUGGAAUUGGAAUACAGGGUGAAAAGGGUGAUCAAGGUCAAAGAGGUAUACGUGGAUUAUCAGGACCAACUGGAGUGCCAGGACCUGCAGGGGCUAAAGGUGAACCCGGUACACCUGGGCGUCUUGGAAUGCCAGGUCUCCCUGGACGAGCCAUUAUGGGACCAAAGGGUGAUCUUGGAUUACCAGGACCUCCUGGCCCAGUUGGAGAACAGGGAAUAGGGAUUCCUGGGGCUAAGGGCGAUCGUGGACAUCCAGGACCACCAGGACCAUUUGGACCAAAGGGAGAUGGGUACCCUGGCCCACCUGGUCUUCCGGGUCUUCCAGGACCUCAAGGAGAUCAAGGCCCUGAAGGGAUUGGGUUACCUGGACCAAAGGGUGAUCCCGGUAUCAGAGGACCAGCUGGCCCCCCAGGUCCAGCAGGAGAAGGCCUACCAGGGCCUAAAGGCAAUGUUGGGCAACAAGGACCACCUGGAGCCUUGGGACCUCCAGGUGAAGGUAUCCAAGGACCAAAGGGUGAGCAAGGAAUUCAAGGAAUGCCAGGACCCCGUGGGGCUCCUGGAGAAGGGCUUCUUGGACCCAAGGGUGAUCGUGGAGCUGCUGGUGAAAGAGGAAGAAAAGGAGAGAAGGGCAACAUGGGUGACCCUGGUUCAGCUGGAGAACCUGGCAGAACCGGAGCGAAGGGCGAGCAAGGUCUAACAAGAGAAGAUAUAAUUAAAUUGAUUAAAGAGAUAUGUGGUUGCGGUAUCAAAUGCAAGGAGAUACCUAUGGAGCUUGUGUUUGUGAUUGACAGCUCUGAAAGUGUGGGCCCAGAGAACUUUGAAAUAAUCAAAGAUUUUGUCACUGCUUUGGUAGACAGAGUAACCGUAGGGAGAAAUGCCACCAGAAUUGGCCUUGUCCUCUACAGCCUGGAGGUUCGGCUAGAAUUUGGACUUAAUAGGUACACAACUCAACAGGAUGUGAAACAAGCAAUCAGGAAGAUGUUAUAUAUGGGAGAAGGUACUUACACAGGCACAGCCAUCCGUAAAGCAACACAGGAAGGAUUUUUUGGGGCUCGAACUGGCGUGAGGAAAGUUGCCAUAGUCCUCACAGAUGGCCAAGCAGAUAAGAGAGAAGCCGUCAAGUUGGAUAUUGCUGUCCGAGAGGCUCAUGCAGCUAACAUUGAAAUGUAUGCCAUUGGAAUUGUGAACACUUCAGACCCAACGCAAGUUGAAUUCUUGCGGGAGCUGAAUCUCAUUGCAUCAGACCCAGACAGAGAACAUAUGUACCUUAUUGAUGACUUUAAUACUCUUCCAGCUUUGGAGUCCAAACUUGUUAACCAGUUUUGUGAAGAUGAACAUGGAGCCUUAAUAUAUAAUCGGAUUGGAGCUGGAGGAAGCAUAAAUGGACCAUCUAUCCACUCAGUAUCUUCUCGUUCUUCACAAUACAUAUUGCACACAAACAGUAAUAAUGGACAGUCAGUUUUAUCAAAUGAAUAUGAAACACCAGGAAAAGAGAGUUCUAUAAAUCUUGGCCAGCCUUCUCAACCAUUAAUCCCGACCAAAGAAUUGCACAGGUCAUCUCAUGAGAACUACGAUGUGGAACCUGAGGAUCUCUCAUCUUUGUCUCCUGUUAAAGCAGUUACUUCAGCACUGCCAUCUUUGCCAUCAUCACCAUCGUCAUCACCGCCGUUGGCAUCGCUAACAACAGAGAAAAUGCUCCCACCUCCUCAUUCAUCAACUUCCUCCAUGCCACCUACACCCAAACCAGAAAAUCUCCUUCGCCCUCCACAAUGUAAAUUAAGAUUAGAUCAAGGACCAUGCCGGGUGUAUAUUAUAAAAUGGUAUUACGAUAAGCAAGCCAAUUCUUGUGCUCAGUUUUGGUACGGUGGCUGCGAUGGAAAUGCUAACCGCUUUGAUAUCGAGGAAGACUGUAAAAAGACCUGCGUAUUGUCCUCUUGAGAUGGCUGAAGGAUAUUAACAGAGACGCUCACCGAGCAGAAUUCAACAGAAAAGAUUGAUAGCCGAGAGAGAGGAGAUU
Molecule: messenger RNA, 3691 nt
Organism: Zootoca vivipara (common lizard)
Lineage: Eukaryota; Metazoa; Chordata; Lepidosauria; Squamata; Lacertidae
Biological process (GO): extracellular matrix organization
Molecular function (GO): extracellular matrix structural constituent conferring tensile strength; serine-type endopeptidase inhibitor activity
Source: RefSeq, a predicted model, not a curated record